Molecule: messenger RNA, 811 nt
Organism: Symbiodinium necroappetens
Lineage: Eukaryota; Dinophyceae; Suessiales; Symbiodiniaceae
Source: the annotation of a GenBank genome assembly
GGGUGAUAGGACCGACGAUUUAGGUUGCAUUUCCGUGUCCUAUGGCCGGAUGGAUGUCCUACCUCCCUGCGAUCCCUUCAGCCUUCGGCCCUGGAAUACCGCGUGCUUGUCCGACCUCGCCACCAGCAUCAAUGGCGAGGACGAAGCCCCACUGCAGGAAGUGGCCCUGCGGCGGUUAAAGCGCCCACUGAGCCCAGCCUCUUUUCUGGCGCGGAAGGUGGCGCAGGAAGCCUGUUGCAACUACCCACCGGUCUUCAAUGCCAUGCGCUGGCACCGAUCCCCUCGGUCCCCGCGUGAUGGCCGAGGCCGGCGGCGCUGUUCUGGUGCAUCGCGGACGACGGGUUACAGCCCUGAGAGGUCGACGGCUGCAGCUAGCCCACGGAGCAAGAUGCACAACCACACUUGGCCAUUGCACGAAUCGAAGACAUCGUGGCUGCCUCGCCAUUUCGAAGGUAUCCAUCGGGAAGGCAGCGGAUCGCCAAGGUCCAACCAGGCCCUCCAAUCUUCGGAACUGCUCUCGCCAGCGGUUCUUCGAGGGCGCUUGAACAGCUACAAGAUGAAGACCUCAAGCUCUGCGCCUUCGCUGGCUGCCAAAGCUUCGCCCCGCCGCGGCACCCGGACGCUGAUGUCACUGGUAGCAGAUGGCAGGCAAUCAAGCAGCAAGAAGGAGCAUGAUCGCGUGACCAAGUGUCUACAAGGCAUCGUGCGGCGCACAGCGGUGGCUCAGAAGGUUGCCAUGGCUUUCUCGGAAGCAGCUGGAAGAGCUCGCGAUGCAGGAGCACCGGAGAUGGAUGAGCCAGGCACACCGUGA